AUAGCGUAUAGAGGCGGCCGGCCAUGCAAGUGUAACGCCAGACGCAUUUUCUCUUUCAUAUAGAGAAAAUAGUGUAAAGGUUUCGUUUCUUUUCUGGAGUUUCCGGCGGAAUAUUCCAAAAAAAAUUAUUUAUUUGUCACCGGACAUAUAUUUUCAGAUAUUAGCUUUGAGGAAGGAGAGAUGAUGAAGCUUUUGCAUCUGUUCAUAACUUCAUCAAAACCAGUUGUGGAGAUUCUGCUGAUAACAACAGUUGGAUUCUAUAUGGCUCUUGACGGAGUCAAUCUUCUUGGUCAAGAUGCUCGCAAAUUUUUGAACAACAUUGUCUUCUAUGUGUUUAGUCCUUCCCUUAUUGGAAGCCGUUUAGCUAAUAGUGUUACAUAUGAAAGCUUGAUGCAAAUGUGGUUCAUGCCGGUUAAUGUUCUGCUUACAUUCAUCAUUGGUUCGUUCCUAGGCUGGAUUGUUAUUCUCAUCACUAAACCUCCUUCCCAUCUUCGUGGUCUCAUUGUUGGUUGUUGUGCUGCUGGGAAUCUGGGAAACAUGCCACUAAUCAUUGUUCCAGCUGUUUGUAAAGAGAAAGGAGGCCCCUUUGGAGAUCCUGAGAAUUGUCAGAAGUAUGGAGUUGGUUAUGUUGCACUCUCCAUGGCUAUGGGGUCAAUUUACAUAUGGACAUACGUAUACAAUCUUAUGCGGGUGCUAACAAACUCUCCCAUUGAAACUCAACCUUCUAUUGAAUCCAGCUGCAAAGUCCCACUGAUUUCUUCUAAAGAAGAAGAAGAUAACCAAAAGGUUGGGAGGUGGGACAAAGUCAAGAGAAGAAUGGUUUCACUGUCUGGGAAAGUCAAUUUAAGGACAAUAUUUGCUCCAUCAACUAUUGCUGCGAUGAUCGCGCUCGUGGUCGGGCUAAUUACUCCUAUAAGGAAGCUAAUCAUCGGUAAUGGAGCUCCUCUAGGAGUGCUUCAAGACUCAGUAACUUUAGUGGGAGAUGGGGCCAUUCCUGCUAUGACAUUGAUCAUUGGAGGAAACCUACUCAAAGGUAUGAGAAGUUCAGGAAUGAAAAAAUCAAGCAUUGUUGGCGUCUUGGUUGCACGUUACAUAUUCUUGCCUAUAAGUGGUGUUUUAAUCGUAAGAGGAGCAUACAAGUUUGAUUUGAUUACCUCAGAGCCUUUGUACCAGUUCGUUCUUCUUCUACAGUAUGCUGUCCCACCAGCAAUGAAUCUAGGUACAAUAACUCAGUUGUUUGGAGCUGGGGAAAGUGAAUGCUCAGUGAUUCUGCUCUGGACUUACGCUUUGGCUUCAGUUUCACUCACUGUUUGGCCCACAUUCUUCAUGUGGCUUGUGGCUUAGUUCACUCUUCACCACACCUUGAGCUUGCAAUAUGUAUUGUUUUAUUCCAUUCAUUCAAGAUCUGAACUUGUAGAUGAUUGGAUCAUGUAUUGAAGACCAUCAUUAUAGAAUAGAUAUAUUUCCUUGAAAA
Messenger RNA from Brassica napus (rape), 1474 nucleotides. RefSeq names its product protein PIN-LIKES 3. The record is from RefSeq and is a predicted model, not a curated record. The transcript is spliced from 10 exons. Lineage: Eukaryota; Viridiplantae; Streptophyta; Magnoliopsida; Brassicales; Brassicaceae. Gene Ontology annotation, biological process: endoplasmic reticulum to cytosol auxin transport. Bases 181 to 1344 code for a protein of 387 amino acids. Gene Ontology annotation, cellular component: membrane.